This is a messenger RNA of Thlaspi arvense, 1518 nucleotides long. Lineage: Eukaryota; Viridiplantae; Streptophyta; Magnoliopsida; Brassicales; Brassicaceae. The record is from the annotation of a GenBank genome assembly.
AUGGCUAUCUCCAUCCUCAUCUUCCUCUCUCUCCUCCUCAUCUUCCUCUCUCACUUCCCCUCCUCACAUGCAGAGCCCUUCAUCGGAGUUAACUACGGUCAAGUCGCCGACAAUCUCCCUCCGCCUUCGGAAACCGCCAAGCUCCUCCAGUCAACUUCGAUUCAGAAGGUGAGACUCUACGGCGCCGAUCCCGCCAUCAUCAAAGCUUUAGCCGGAACUGGCGUUGGAAUCGUCAUCGGCGCUGCUAACGGCGAGGUUCCUUCGCUUGCCGCCGAUCCCAACGCCGCCACUCAAUGGAUCAACUCCAAUGUCCUCCCGUUUUAUCCCGCCUCCAAAAUCAUCCUCAUCACCGUCGGCAACGAGGUGCUGAUGACGAACGACCCAAAUCUGGUGAAUCAGCUACUCCCGGCGAUGCAAAAUGUCCAAAAAGCACUCGAGGCGGCGUCGCUCGGCGGGAAGAUCAAGGUGUCGACGGUGCACGCGAUGUCGGUGCUGGGUAAUUCAGAACCGCCAUCAGCCGGUUCGUUCUCCCCCGGUUAUCAAACCGGUUUAAAGGGAAUUCUGCAGUUCCUGAGCGACACUGGUUCGCCUUUCACCAUAAACCCGUACCCCUUUUUCGCGUACCAAAGUGACCCGAGACCCGAAACGCUGGCGUUUUGCCUCUUCCAGUCUAACCCCGGUCGACCCGACUCUAAUACCGGAAUCAAGUACAUGAACAUGUUCGAUGCGCAGGUCGAUGCGGUUCACUCGGCUUUGAAAUCGAUGGGAUUCGAGAAGGUGGAGAUCGUGGUGGCGGAAACAGGCUGGGCUUCACGAGGGGAUCCAAACGAGGUCGGACCAAGCGUGGAUAAUGCUAAAGCUUACAACGGAAACCUAAUAGCUCAUCUAAGGUCCAUGGUUGGAACACCUCUCAUGCCUGGAAAGUCUGUGGACACUUACAUCUUUGCAUUGUACGACGAGAAUCUAAAGCCUGGACCUUCUUCCGAACGGGCCUUCGGGCUUUUCAAAACCGAUCUUUCCAUGGCCUAUGAUAUAGGCCUUGCCAAGAGUAGCGGUAGUAGCGGCAACAGUAGUAGUCAGCCGCCAUCGGGGAAAGUGACGUCGAUGGGGUGGUGUGUAGCAAGGAAAGGUGCGACGGACGAGCAGUUGCAAGCGAGCUUGGAUUGGGCUUGUGGACAGGGGAUAGACUGUGGGCCGAUACAACCAGGAGGAGCUUGUUUCGAGCCGAACAAUGUGGCCUCACACGCAGCCUUUGCUAUGAAUAUGUAUUUCCAAAAGUCUCCUAAAAGCGCUACAGAUUGCGAUUUCUCUAAAACCGCAACAAUCACCUCACAAAACCCUAGUUAUAACAGCUGCGUCUAUCCGGGAGGAGGAGCAGGAAGUGCAGGAGUAAUGAACAAAUAUGUGAGGUCAGACAAAUCAGAGAGAAAAAAGAAUGGAGCAGUUGAACCAAAAGUCUCUUCUUGUCUAUCUUUUCUACUCGUCUUUAUGUUCCUAAUCCUCCAUGUAAAUAUGUAG